GGUGCGGAGAUAGAGGAGCGACUGGUGACCCACCUGCUGUCUCCAGAGCGCUACAACAAACUGAUCAGACCUGCUGUCAACAAGAGCCAACAGGUCACCAUCCAUAUACAGGUGUCCCUAGCCCAGCUCAUUAAUGUGAAUGAAAGAGAACAGAUCAUGACCACCAACUGCUGGCUGACUCAGGUAUGGAAUGACUACAGGUUGGUGUGGGACCCAGAAGAGUAUGAGGGCAUAAAGAAGGUCCGCCUCCCGUCUCAGCACAUCUGGCUACCUGACAUCGUCCUCUACAACAAUGCGGAUGGGAACUACGAGGUGUCAUUCUACUCCAAUGCGUUGGUCUCCAACAAUGGAGAGGUGUACUGGCUGCCCCCCGCCAUCUACAAGUCGGCCUGCAAGAUCGAGGUCCGCGACUUCCCCUUCGACCAACAGAACUGCACGCUCAAAUUCCGGUCCUGGACCUACGACCACACGGAGAUUGACCUGAUCCUCCUCAGCGACUUCGCCAGCCGUGACGACUUCAAGCCCAGCGGCGAGUGGGACAUCGUGUCUCUGCCGGGACGCAAGAACGAAGACCCCUCUGACAUCACCUACCUGGACAUCACCUAUGACUUCAUCAUCAAGCGCAAGCCACUGUUCUACACCAUCAACCUCAUCAUCCCCUGUGUGCUGAUCACCUCUCUGGCCAUCUUAGUGUUCUACCUGCCGUCUGACUGUGGAGAGAAGAUGACUCUCUGCAUCUCAGUCCUCCUGGCCCUCACUGUGUUCCUGCUGCUGAUCUCCAAGAUCGUCCCGCCUACGUCUCUAGCUGUCCCUCUCAUAGGGAAGUAUCUGAUGUUUGCCAUGGUGCUGGUCACCUUCUCCAUCGUCACCAGUGUGUGUGUGCUCAAUGUGCACCACCGCACGCCCUCCACACACACCAUGCCCCGCUGGGUUAAACGCCUCUUCCUGCACCGCCUCCCCUCCUUCCUGUUCAUGCGUCGGCCGGGCAGCUCCAACAUCCGGGAGAGGUUCCGCCAGAAGCACCAGCGGCGCUCCUACUCUGACCUGAAGCUGAGAGACGGGGAGUCGGCCAAGCGGUACGGCUGGAAGAUCAGCGACCUGUCAGAGAAUACAGAGUUCAGGAAGAGGAUGACGGUGAAGUGUCACGCAGAUGUGGAGGAGGCAGUGGACGGGGUGCGCUACGUCGCCGAGAAGAUGAAGAUCGAGGAUAACGAUGAGGGGGUCAUCGAGGACUGGAAGUACGUUGCCAUGGUGAUUGACCGGCUGUUCCUGUGGAUAUUUGUGUUUGUGUGCAUCACCGGGACGUUGGGGCUGUUCAUGCAGCCCCUCUUUCAGAGCUACAACACACCCACGGCAGAUGACCUGGAGCAGAACUGA
Molecule: messenger RNA, 1377 nt
Organism: Salvelinus namaycush (lake trout)
Lineage: Eukaryota; Metazoa; Chordata; Actinopteri; Salmoniformes; Salmonidae
Product: neuronal acetylcholine receptor subunit beta-2-like
Exons: 5
Coding region: 157-1377 (406 amino acids)
Biological process (GO): nervous system process; monoatomic ion transmembrane transport; regulation of membrane potential
Cellular component (GO): postsynaptic membrane; neuron projection; synapse
Molecular function (GO): acetylcholine-gated monoatomic cation-selective channel activity; transmembrane signaling receptor activity
Source: RefSeq, a predicted model, not a curated record